Molecule: messenger RNA, 2348 nt
Organism: Andrographis paniculata
Lineage: Eukaryota; Viridiplantae; Streptophyta; Magnoliopsida; Lamiales; Acanthaceae
Product: nicotinate phosphoribosyltransferase 1-like
Exons: 17
Coding region: 228-1907 (559 amino acids)
Biological process (GO): NAD+ biosynthetic process
Molecular function (GO): nicotinate phosphoribosyltransferase activity
Source: RefSeq, a predicted model, not a curated record
GGCUCGACGAGUUCAAAACCGAUUUGGUUACACCCAAUCACCUGUUUGGGUUUUUCGCCCAUACUUAGAAUUUUGAUUUUAUUUAUACGGACGAAAACAGUAAAAAAAUUGUAUGUUUAUUGUAUGAAUCGAUGCACCAGAUGGAUAUGCGGAGAUGUUUUGUAGUGUCGUUUUGAUGCGGAAAACGCUGUUGCAGUGUUUGUGAAUUUGAUUUGGAUUGCAGCAGUAUGGCGGCGAACGGGCCGCCGUUGGGGGAGACUAGAAAUGACGGUAUUGAUAGGCCUACGAAUCCUAUGGUGACGCCUUUAUUGACGGAUCUUUACCAGUUCACCAUGGCCUAUGCUUACUGGAAAGCCGGCAAGCACAACGAACACGCAGUGUUUGAUUUGUAUUUUAGGAGAAAUCCCUUCGGAGGGGAGUACACAGUCUUUGCUGGUUUGGAGGAGUGCAUUAAAUUAAUUGCUAACUUUAGAUUUAAUGAGGAUGAAAUUGCUUUUAUAAAAGCGUCGUUGCCGCCUUCAUGUGAGGAUGGCUUCUUUGAUUAUCUUCGAGGAUUGGACUGUAAGGAUAUGGAGAUACAUGCGAUUUCUGAGGGAUUUGUUGUAUUUCCCAAGAUACCUAUGAUGAGGAUUGAGGGGCCAGUAGCUGUGGUUCAACUCCUCGAAACCCCUCUUGUCAAUCUCAUAAAUUAUGCGUCCUUAGUAGCGACAAAUGCUGCACGCCAUCGUUUUGUUGCUGGGAAGUCUAAGCUUCUUCUUGAAUUUGGAUUGAGGAGGGCACAAGGCCCUGAUGGGGGUAUAGGAGCAUCAAAGUAUUGCUAUAUGGGCGGAUUUGAUGCCACAAGCAACGUGGCUGCUGGAAAAUUAUUUGGAAUACCACUUCGGGGAACACAUUCUCAUGCGUUUGUCAGCUCAUUUAUGAGCCCUGAUGAGAUUACUGAGAAGUCACUUCUGAGCAAGGAUAGGUCAAAAAUUUGCUCCGACUUUGUUAGUUUGGUGCAGACAUGGUUAAGGGAUUUAAAGGGGUCUCGUUCAUUAGGUGAUCACUUUGGUGAAACAAACCAAAGUGAAUUGGCAGCUUUUGUCUCAUAUGCCUUGGCUUUCCCAAACAAUUUUUUGGCCCUUGUCGAUACUUAUGAUGUUAUGAGAAGCGGUGUUCCUAAUUUUUGUGCAGUUGCUCUAGCUCUAAAUGAAUUGGGUUAUAAAGCAACUGGUAUUAGAUUGGAUUCAGGUGAUCUUGCGUACUUGUCAUGUCAGACUCGAAAGUUUUUCCAGGAUAUCGAAAAGGAGUUUGAAAUACCGAACUUCGGAAAAACAAGCAUCACAGCAAGUAAUGACCUCAAUGAAGAAACUUUGGAUGCUUUAAAUAAACAGGGUCACGAGGUUGAUGCAUUUGGAAUUGGAACUCAUUUGGUUACAUGCUAUGCCCAACCUGCAUUGGGUGUUGUUUUCAAAUUAGUUGAAAUAAAUAAUCAGCCUCGCAUUAAACUUUCUGAAGAUGUAUCAAAGGUAUCCAUUCCAUGCAAGAAAAGAUGCUACAGAUUAUAUGGGAAGGAAAGUUACCCUCUCGUGGACCUUAUGACAGGGGAAAAUGAACCACCUCCGAAGGUAGGUGAGCGAAUCUUGUGUCGUCAUCCUUUUAAUGAAUCCAAAAGAGCAUUUGUGAUACCACAGCGUGUUGAGGAGCUUAUGAAAUGCUAUUGGCCCGGAAAAUCAGGAAAACCAAGAGAAGAGCUACCAUCCCUCGAACUGAUUAGAGAACGGUGUAUCGAUCAACUGGAUCAGAUGCGACCUGACCACAUGAGAAGAUUGAAUCCAACACCAUACAAGGUUAGUGUAAGUGCGAAAUUGUACGACUUCAUUCAUUUCUUGUGGCUCAAUGAAGCGCCUGUGGGAGAGUUGCUAUGAAAAUUAUGUGAUGCGCCAUAUAUGGAAGCCAAGAACACUCCGAUUACCUUAUUAAACCCCUUACAUGUUUAUACUUACAUCCGAAUCACAUAGCCAUUGUUUUCUUGCUCCGGGUUGUUCAAUAAUUGCUCUAUACCGAUCUGGCUACUUUCAUCUUAACAUUGAAAGUGAAUAUUUGCUCUUCACAAAUUGUUGGCUCUUUUAUUAACCUUCUUUUAAUGUACGGUUGAGAAUCUCGGGCGGAAGUUUGGUUAAUUACUUAAGGUUUGAGUACCGAUGAAAUGCGAAAGGUACCUCCUUGAAGAUUUUUACACUGCUCUCCCGGUGUAGAAGCAGCAUCCUUUUGCAAAGCUGAAUGGAAAGCCGUGUUCAUCUAUGCAAUUUGAGUACUUCUCUGUAGCACAAAGGCGCGGCGGUAUCAUUUGGCUCGUAGGGUAGCAU